Lactuca virosa is the source of this 2540-nucleotide messenger RNA. NCBI's taxonomy places the organism in Eukaryota, Viridiplantae, Streptophyta, Magnoliopsida, Asterales, Asteraceae. The record is from the annotation of a GenBank genome assembly.
GCUCAACUGAACACUGGUUCACAGGAAGUCUGGAAUAUCAAACCAAACAGAUUCCCGCAAAAGGCUUUCAUUGAUUAAUUAUUGCACGUCAUCUGUUUGCUUUUUUCCUUCAAAGAAAAUGGGAACAGAAGGCUCUCCGCGUGAUCCUCUUCUUCUUUCCAUCAAAGAAGAUCCUAACGGCUUCGCUUACAUCAACAAAACAUCUUCUUUACUAAAAUCUACCAAAUGGGUUCUAAAAUCUGCAAUGUGGUUAAUCUUCAUUUCCUGGGUUAGUUUCCUGUUCUUAGUUCCAUCAGACUCGGUGAAGCAAUUAUACACGAAAUUGGUUAAGGCUACUUCUGGAACUCUUUUUGGAACUACAGGAAGCAUCUUUCUGAUAUACAGUGGUCCAGUACUUGUCAUUGCGUUUCUUGCUAUAAUUUACCUCGGGAUAUAUGGGGAAAACGAGGUUCAAGAGAAAAAAACAAAACACGCAAGUUUUCGCUUAUGGACAUUCCCGAUUAUCAUCGAUGGACCUUUCGGGGUUGUUACUGCAGCGGAAUUGAUUGGAAUUCUGUUGUUUGCUGUGUAUCUCAUCUGGGCUAUUAUCGCUUAUACUUUUCAGAACAUCAGUCUAUUGCCCUUGUUUGAGAUCACCGAUGCAGGCAAAAGGAAUCUUAUAUUGCUAGAACUAACAGGACUACGCCUAGGGUUUAUCGGAUUGAUUUGCAUGGCAUUUUUAUUUCUACCAGUUGCAAGGGGAUCGAUUCUUCUACGACUUAUAGAUAUCCCUUUUGAGCAUGCAGCUCGAUAUCAUGUAUGGUUGGGGCAUCUUACAAUGAUACUCUUCACUCUUCAUGGUCUGUUUUUUGUGAUUCCAUGGGCAAUCGAUGGUCGACUCAUAAAAGAACUUACAGCUUGGCAAAAUGUUGGUGUUGCUAAUCUUCCGGGAGUCAUUAGUCUAGUAGCGGGUCUUUUUAUUAUAGCUGCUGCAGGAAUCUUUCUCUUUAUGCUCGAUCGGUUUCUUAGAUUUUUUCAGUCGCGAAAAACCGUGGACAUAUUAUCUGCUAAAUGUCUUCCAUCCGGAACUGUGGAACUUGUUAUUUCAAAACCAGAAGGGUUACAAUACAAUGCCCUUAGUUGGGUUUUUCUUCAAGUUCGAGAGUUAUCAUGGUUACAAUGGCAUCCUUUCAGUGUCUCAUCUAGUCCUCUAGAUGGAAAACAUCAUAUUGCUGUUCUCAUAAAAGUUCUUGGAGAUUGGACAGAGAAACUAAGGGGGCAUAUCUCAAGUGUUCCCGAGGAGGAGCAGGGUGAAACCGAUGACCUCCUUCACUCAAAUUUCACACUAAAGGCAUCCAUAGAGGGACCUUACGGGCACGAGUCACCAUACCACUUAACGUAUGAAAACCUUAUUUUAGUUGCGGGUGGCAUUGGAAUUUCACCAUUCGUGGCUAUCAUGAGUGAUAUUCUUAAUCGAAUUCGGGACUCUAAACCUUGUUUGCCUAGAAAUGUGUUAAUAGUUUGGGCAGUCAAAAAGUCCGAUGAGCUUCCGCUUCUGCAUUCACUUGACAUGAACUCACUCUGCCCGUAUUUCUACAAUACACUAAAUCUUGAGAUUCAAACCUACGUCACUAGGGAAUCAGAACCCCCAUUGGAAGAGGGUAAGGUAGCCGAGUAUGUGAGCUCUUCUGUCUACCCUACUCCUAGCCAUGGUGGCAUGUCUAGUUUGGUUGGAACCGGAAGCAUAAUAUGGUCUGGAGCUUACGUGGUGGUCUCCACACUCGGUUUCAUUGUUCUCCUCGCGAUGUUAGACAUCUUUUACAUCAAUCCUUACAAGAUCUCAUAUUGGUGGUACAAAGGGCUUCUAUUCAUCAUAUGCAUGUGUGCUAGUAUUAUUCUCUUUGGAGGCUUUGUGAUCGGUUUAUGGCAUCUUUGGGAUAAAAAAACCUCAGUCGAGAAGAACAAAAACACCGAAGAUGAAAAGAAAAUUGGUGGCUUACAAUAUUACGAGUCUAAUGCGGACAAGAAUUCUUCACAAGGCGAUUUUGUCAAUAGCAUAAAAUAUGGUCAAAGACCGGACUUCAAAGAAAUAUUUGGAAGCAUGGCUGAGCGAUGGGGGAAUGUUGAUAUAGGGGUGAUGGUGUGUGGGCCUACAGCACUUCAAACAAGCAUUGCUAAAGAGUGUAGAUCUAAGAAUUUUGGGCGGAUUAGUGGUGAGCCGAUCUUCCAUUUCAACAGCCAUAGUUUCGAUCUCUAAGUAUUGUAAGAAGAUGGUUGCUAUAUAUAUGGCUUAAUUUGGACUCGGCCUUUGAGUAAUGCAAAUAUUACCAAAUUUCAAUGUUAUAUACAACUUCCAAUGCAUUGGAGAUACGAAGAUUUGUAACUUUAUGCUCGGAACAUGGCCAUGUAUGUAUAUAUAAAAUGAAGAAAGUAUAAAAUUAGGAAGACUAGGAUCCAUAGUAGUAUAGUGAGACUAGGAUCCAUACUAGUAAUAGUGUAAGUUGAGUUAAGGUGCUUUCAUGUUAUGCCAUUAUAAUGUAAAUUUUGAUGUCAAUAUAUGA